AUGGAAUUCAAAGGAGGUGCAGGAAGUACAAGAGGCAUAUGUGAGGCCGCGGCCAACACCCAAUGGGAAGGUGGUAUUAAUAGCAUCAAAGAACAAAGGACAGAGAGGGUUUCCCUCAGCAGGGAUCUCGUAAAAAACAAAAAAUGGAGAGGAGUCUUCUUUCCAUAUGCAUGGAGCACCAUUAUCAGUGAUGGAGCCGACAAUGCAAGAUGUACAAGAAUUGUUUAUAGGCUUAACAGCCGCAGCUACAUAAGAUUGAGACAAUGGUACACCAUGUGCCAUGACCAGCUUUACACAUGUGUGGAGUCAAAUAAAAAUGAUGGAGAUAUGGUUCUUCAGCACUUUUGGUGUGCUGAUCUGACCUGGGAUAUUGAAAAGAGUUUUUUGAAACCAAGGUUUUAUUUUUAUAUGUUUUAUAUGGAGCUUUAA
Molecule: messenger RNA, 429 nt
Organism: Phycomyces blakesleeanus NRRL 1555(-)
Lineage: Eukaryota; Fungi; Mucoromycota; Mucoromycetes; Mucorales; Phycomycetaceae
Exons: 2
Coding region: 1-429 (142 amino acids)
Source: RefSeq, a predicted model, not a curated record